Molecule: messenger RNA, 1771 nt
Organism: Galdieria sulphuraria
Lineage: Eukaryota; Rhodophyta; Bangiophyceae; Galdieriales; Galdieriaceae
Exons: 1
Coding region: 44-1645 (533 amino acids)
Biological process (GO): endonucleolytic cleavage in ITS1 to separate SSU-rRNA from 5.8S rRNA and LSU-rRNA from tricistronic rRNA transcript (SSU-rRNA, 5.8S rRNA, LSU-rRNA)
Cellular component (GO): nucleolus; 90S preribosome
Source: RefSeq, a predicted model, not a curated record
AGAGAGUAAUUUGAUGAAGAAGGAAUCAUCAACGGUGUCGUCAAUGCCUUAUCAAAUAUCGAGCAAGGCACGAAAAAGAGAAAAUGCUCGAGAUGAUACAAGUUGGAGUGAAUCUACGGACAGUCAGGAUGAUGAGGAAACUUCGGACGCUAGUGAAGAUGACUAUGCCAAGAGACUUACAAAGAAACUAGACUCGCAGAUUGCACGAACCUAUCAACUGUUGAAAACAAAAGACCCCUCUAUUUAUGAUCAACAAACUCAAUUCUAUAGUGAGGAAGAGGAAGACUCGGAUUCAUCGAUGGAACCCUUGAGUUACGACGACGACAACAAGCCCGUUGCGUUAACUUAUGAAAAGAAGAUUGAUGUGGAUAGUAUGAAAGAUGCGUCUAAUAAGGCUCAUUCUAGAGUAACUUUGAACAAACCAAGUAAUAAUAUUUCUCUUUACGACCCCGAACAAGUGAGACUGAAACAAGAAAUAUCGAAUAUUGCGGACUCGCUACCACAAGGCACUACCGAUGAGUUUCUCACAAGAAAGGAAUCUAGUCAGGAUAAAGACACUUUGGAAGAAGAGCAUUGGAUGCGUACUAUUCAGGAAGCUGAAAGGAAUCAAACUGCGGAAGAAUAUUUGUUACACUCCUAUUUGGAAAAGGAGAAGCCUGACGAAGCGGAGCGAUUCUUGAGAGACUAUAUUUUGAACGAUGGUUGGAUAAAAAAUAUACACGAAGCUCCAACAUCAAAUAGUGUCAUUCAUAAUAUAGAAAUAGAUGAACAAGAUGCAGAAUUUGUUGAGAAACAAGAAGACUUUGAAGCCGCCUAUAAUUUUCGAUUCGAAGAACCGAAUUCCACCGAAAUAGUUUCAUAUGGUAGGAAUAUAUCUUCUUCUUCUCGACCCAAGGAAAACAAGAGAAAGAAAAAGAGAGAUCGAAGAGAAAUGAGAAAGAAAGAGAAAAAGCAGAACAAAUGGAAGGAAUGGGAUCCGCUGAAGAAAGAGAAGAGGGAAAAGAUACUUUGCAGAAUAAAGCAAGUAUUGGAGGUUUGUGAGAAACAAGGGGUCUCUUAUUUCUCAUGGAUAGAACAAGAUGACGACUUGGAUAUCAACCAACAUAAACAAAAAGUCAAGGCCAUAUUGGAUGAACAAGAUGAAUCUUGGUUGAAAACGUACUUGGAAUCAGAAUCUAGUGCACCAAGAAAGACUAGCGAAGGCUUAGAAGGCUAUCGUGAAAAAAUAUUGGAAAUUGAUCGACUGAUUGAUGAGUAUUUUGAACUCGAGUUGGAAGAUGUUGUUGAUGAUGCACCGAUUCGGUUUCGAUAUCGUCCAGUGGAACCGGAAACUUUUGGACUUGAAACAACAGAUAUUCUUCAGAUGGACGAAACCGAGUUGAAUAGACUGGUUCCUCUGAAUUAUGUCACUUCGUAUGUUCAACCAAAAGGUCUUUCCCGUAUUCGAAAAAGAGUAAAGUGGAUCAAGAAACACAAUUCACUUUUAUCCAACAACAAUAAGACCACAGAUAGGAAGAAGAGAAGGAUAAAGAAUGAUGAGUCAAGUUCUCGAGGUCAUACUUCCAACGAGACUAAAGAGAGUUACAAGGGACUGCAACUUUCUAUAGAGAGAAUGAAAGCAUAUGGCUUGAGAUCUGUAGAAUGAUAUGGUUGUGAAGCCUUAUAGAGACUUGUGGAUAUGACCUUGGAAUAUCCUCAGCAGCUUAAUAUAGAUAUGGCACUGGAAUUUCUAUGAAAAUAUAAAUAAACACAAGAUAGUCUUCUGCCUACC